Camelina sativa (false flax) is the source of this 1464-nucleotide messenger RNA. NCBI's taxonomy places the organism in Eukaryota, Viridiplantae, Streptophyta, Magnoliopsida, Brassicales, Brassicaceae. The record is from RefSeq and is a predicted model, not a curated record.
AUGGCGAACGACCAAGAGAUGAGUGGUUGGACUGAUCUUCUCCAUUCUUCGUCGAAGCUUCUGGAGCAAGCUGCUCCUUCUUCUCAGUUUCCUCCUCUUCAGAGAAAUUUAGAUCAGUUGGAAGCGUUAUCGAAGAAGCUAAAGGCUAAAACCCUAAGGAACGAAGCUCCUUCUCAGUCUAUUGCUGCCACUAGACUACUCGCACGGGAGGGAAUCAAUGCAGAGCAACUAGCUCGUGAUCUUAAAUCUUUUGAGCUCAAGACAACAUUUGAGGAUGUGUUUCCUGCUGAGGCGACGAGCGUUGAAGAAUACCUGCAACAGGUUCAUGAAAUGGCUAUGGUAUCAGCUAUACAGGAAGCCCAAAAGGAUAAUGUUCGAAGCUUUAAUGACUACAUGAUGAAAGUGCUGGAGGAGGAUUGGAGAAAAGAAAAACGCGACUUCCUUCAGAGCCUCAGCAGAAUAUCAAUGCUACCUAAAACGAAUUUCACUGAUACAAGCAGAGAGGCUCAUGCUGGUCAACUAGUGCCGGUGGCUUCAAGUCCUCGAGUGUCCUCAAUACCAGGCAAAGAACUUGUGGCUCUGGCUAACAUACCCAUUCAUGAGAAAAAGGCAUACAUCUAUGGAGAGGUUGUGAAGAAACUUAACACUUCAAAAGAACGAGGCUUGCCAUUUAGACCUGCUAUGUGUUUUAAGGACGCUUAUGAUACUCUUGGUGCUGAGGUAACUCGCGGAAAAUCAGUCAACAUGCAGAAAAUCUGGCAGCUUGUCCAGGCAAUAACAGGUGAAGAUUCAGCAACUAGACAAGGUGUUUCGAAGAGGAUGUCUCUCGCGAUAGGUGCAAGGCUUCAUUUACAACGUGGGCAUGAGAAAUUUAUAAUGGACACAAUUCAGAGUCACCCGUCACAAGCUGCUCUUGGUGGAUCUGUUGGAAAUUUGCAAAGAAUUCGUGCAUUCCUUCGGAUUCGUUUGAGAGACUAUGGUAUUUUAGAUUUCGAUUCAGCUGAUGCUCGUAGGCAGCCUCCUGUUGAUACUACUUGGCAACAGAUAUAUUUUUGCUUGCGAACUGGGUAUUAUGAGGAGGCUAGAGAAAUCGCUCGGUCAACUCGGUCAUCUCAGCAAUUUGCACCACUGCUUACAGAGUGGAUUACCACAGAUGGUAUGGUGGCUGCAGAGUCUGCAGCUAUAGCUUCAGAAGAAUGUGAGAAAAUGCUAAGAAUGGGUGACCGGUUGGGUCGAACUUCGUAUGACAAGAAGAAACUUUUACUCUACACCAUCAUUUCUGGCUCCCGUAGGCAAAUUGAGCGCAUACUGAGGGAUCUGUCUACACUAUUCAACACAAUUGAAGAUUUCUUAUGGUUCAAAUUAUCAUGCAUAAGGGACGUCACUGGUGGAUCUUCAUCUGUGCAUUCAGUUGCUACCAGCUAUCAUGCACUUAUCCAAAGAAGCAGGAGAUGGAGGGUAUAA